UGUCGCCCUCUGGAGCGGGGCUUUGCUCCCCGCGUGUCUCCCCGGGUUACACCUUCAGAGUUUCCCCACUCGGGCGUAGGGCCCUUGGACCCUCUCGCUGCCUCUCCGGCUCCUCCGCCCGUGCCCGGGCCCCGGGGAAGUACCUCGCUCUACCCCGGGCCUCCUCGCGAGGCUCGCCGUGGGUCUUGCCCUGUGACCCCGUGGGGCUGGGGGGGCGGUUCGGGUGCGUUCUGUGGCGAGACAUACUGGGGUUGGCGGCCUGGGCGGCGCUCCGCCGCCAGGAUACAGCAUCCUGGUAGCACCUUUGGCUUCAGAGGCUUUCACUUGGAGAAAUGAGACACGGAGCAUGUUCCCCGAACUAGUGGCAGGGAGGAAGGGCUGGCUCCCCAGUCACCCACGGCCCCAGGGAGCCUCUCUAACGGUGCCUGGAGUAUUAGGAUGGAGCUGGGAUUCCAAAUGGGGUGCUGGAACAUCUUGGCUGUCCAUCCUUUCAUUGGGGUCUUGGCUUGGCCACUCUUUUGUUGUAAAAAGGAGCCGUUGAGUCUGAAAGAUGAAAGGUAGAGCUGAGUUGAGACAAGCCUGGAGUAUUUCCUGAAUGGCUCCAGGGUUUGGGCAGGGAGUGAGGAGUGAAGGCUUUGGGAAGCCCUGUGACACUGUGCCCAGCCUCCUGUCUCCCUGUGCAGCUGGGCUGUGGAUGUCUCAUAGGAGGCAAAGUUCAGCCCCACAGCUCCACAUCAAAACCCUGCCUACAUGACUCCCUGAGGAUUAUCUUUCUUAUUGUGGUGUUCUCCUCACAGAAUGGGCAAAUGACAUCUAGUAACUCCCAGAUAGUUUGGGGGAAUUUACACUAGAUUGUUGGCCUUAUUAUAGUUUUACAGAAUAAUAUUUCCACAAUUCUUACUGUUUGUACCCAGCAGAUAGUAUUUGUCUGUCCUUCUGUUGCUCUCUUGCUGUUAUUUUUUGUUAUGUAAAGUUAAUUGAUAACAAUUGCCCCCUCAGUUGAGGGGUCCUUCUCAGCACAGCAGGGAUUGCAUUUCAAGGAGGAGCUGAGGGGACGAAUGUCACCGUCCCUGCAUAACAGGGCCUGCAUGGAGAUGUCAGAUCCCUGACUCAAGUUGGGGGCUUUGGCUGCUGUACCAGCCUGGCUGGGUGCCACUCCUUGACAUUUCCCAGGUUCCUGCCAUGCAUCAAGUCUGGGAGUAUUUGGCAGCUUCUCACCUUGAGUCUCUGUUUCUUCACUCCUGAGUCCUGAGAGAUUGCUGUAUGGAGUGAGGUUUGCACUGCCUUCAGAAGAAUUUUUCCCAGCCCUGUCAGGAGAUGGAAGACUCCUCAGCACAUACUGAAGGACAAAUCCGGUAACCUUUUCUUCCGAUUGCAGAUACCUUUCAGUAAAAAAUACCAAGAACAGAAGAUGGACUAAGAAAUUACGUGUUUUGAACUAAUUGGGUAGUUCUUACCUCCUUGUUUGUGUGCUGAUAUUUUAUACUUGUUUCACUUACUCUAAAUCCUUCACUAUUAUUUUUCUACUAGCCAGUCUGCCUAAGACCAGAUGGAGCUGUGCUGACUGUCCUCAGAUCCUACAUUGGUGGCUAAACUCUUCCCAGGUCUUGCCAUGUAAUUCUCCUGUACCUUUUCUCCCAUCAUAAAGCUCAAUUGAAAAUACUGUCCCUGUAGACUUCAUUGGUGAAAGGCUGUUAAACACCUCAUGGAUUAGCUUGUUGCUUUUAACCCAGAUUUGUUUCUCUACUCUUCUUUAUGCUGCAGUAGAACUGCUUAUGUUGCCCAUGUGAUGAAAAAACACAAAUCGGGUGGUAGCAAGGGCAGGCACUUGCCAGUGUCACUGCUGGGGAAACAGAGCUGCAUGAUCCACUGUCACUGUGCACUACAUCUGCUUCAGGGCCUGGGGGAUGUGCCAGGGAGAAAAUUGAUAUCCUUUGAUAGCAGCAGGGACUCUGUGCUCUGCCCUUUACUGUGGUCCUUGCACUCUCUGGUCACAGCCAGGUCAGCCUUCCAGGGUAAGCACUGAGCCAGCCUUUUAUUUUCGGUGUCCCUGGUGCAUUCAAGCUACAAUCCUGGAUUUUCUGCCUGCUGUGCAGGAGUUUCUCUCCCCAUCUGGGAGAGAACUGUGCUUCAAUGCCCUUAGAGCCUUGUAAAAUCAAACACAUGAGCCUUCAGUGCCCAACCCACCCUGUGUGUGCAUGGAGGGAGGCAUUUGCUGCAGUGCACGGUGAGGUGGUGGCUGGAUUCCAGAUUUCCCAUGGCUUGGUCCAGCAUGCUGCUGUCCCUGAGGUCUGCCUCCACCUUAGGAACAGGAACACACACCUCAGCUACUCUGUUUCUCUUGCAGGGAAGUGCUCUGCUUAGGUAAAGGGUCCUUUUGGGCAGCCAUACACUCCUCAGACUUCCUCUGUUCAGUGUGGAGUUCAGCACAGCUGAUAAAUGGAAAUGACCAGCCGUGGCACAAAUGUAAUCCUGGAUAUAGGUGGAAUUUGCUGAUGCAUCAUCACAGAGGUUGAUUUCUCACUGGUGGUGUUGUUUUUUUUUUUUGACCUGAGUGGCCAAGCAAAAACUUGAUGUCUUGAUUAGGACAGAAAUUGAUUGUCAUCCUCUGGAUUUGCACACAAAACGUAGUUCUGCAAGGAUGAUACUGAAGCUGAGAGGGAACAGUGAUGCUUAACUGUGUGGCAAAGCAGCACACCAGGCUGUUGCACCCAACAGCAUUUCUGUGUUGUCCUCAUGGACAAAUUGUGGCCAACAACACCCUCUGCUCUUGAGCUUGAACUUGCUGGUGGUCUCAGCUGCUCUGUCUUGGUGUGUGACUGCCCUUGAGACCACUUGUUUCUUGGAGCUGAUGUAGGGGAGGGAGGGCUGUUUCCAUGCUGUUGAAACACAGGUUUGUGCCUAGCUACCAGCCAUUGGAGCAGCUUUAGGCAUUUAGUUGGUUUCAGAUCAAUGUUGUUGAUCUUGUUCAAAGUUUUAAAUUCUUUGAAGGGAUACAAACCCUUAUUUUGAAAUGUAUGUUGGUUUUAAAAGCUGUUUGUUUUGUAUUGUUGUUAACUUGCUCGUUCAAGCUUUAAUCAAAAGUCCCAGAGCUGCGAGUGAGGAAUUUGGUGUGAACUCAGGUCUAAUUUAGAAAAAGAUGCUAACCUUUUUAAUCAUGAAGAGCAGAAUAUGCAGCCUACAAUGGCAUAGAAAAUAAUAACAAUUGCAGUUGUCUAAUCUUUCCUCCUUGUGACUUUAGGCUGUGUGUGGCUGACAGCACAUUACUAGGUCAGCUUGCAGUGCAUACAUUUACAAGCUCUUGUUAUUUGAAGUGUGUCACCAAGCUGCACUUAAAAUAACCUCCACAGCCAAACUGCUCUAACAGUGGGAUGAUGUGCACACCCGGGCUCUUAAGGUCUUGUCCUUUCCUGUUGGAACAAGAUUGUGAGGAGCUGCCACGUUGCCAUUAGAGGAGCACAUGCUGCAGUGGGACUCAAGCUGGAAGAAAGAAUUUUGACUGAUGCAUACUGGGGUGCAGAGAGGCUGGGGCACAUGUUGGCCCUGUGCUCUUGUGAUGUGACAUUUGUAGAGGCUCUGGCAGUGCUCCAGCUGAUGUCCCAGCACUUGUGAGCAAGCUGUGUAGCAAUAAAAGGUGCUGGCAGAAUAAUUGUAAGCAAGUGCAGCUGUACAGUCACUCCAACAACGACAGCUUCAGCCUCUGUAUUGUGUGUCAAUAAAUCCAAGCCAAAAUCCAUUAAUUACUUGGCUGGGUUUGAAUUCCAGCCUGGCCAGUUCACCCAGGGCCUUUCCUAGCUCAUGUUUCUACAAUAAAAUUUCAAGAGUUGUACUUUUAUUGCCAUAGUGAGAUGCAGAACGGACUCCAGCUCCUUUGUUGUAGAGUUGGGUUGGCAGAACUAGGGAUUGCAUCAAGCUGUGAGCUUCGUCCAUCCCAAAACUCCAACUGAAUUAAACAUAAAUGGAAAACUUCCCUGCUGGUAACCAACAGGGAUUUACCCUGGGGCAGGUGAUGUUGUUCCUGCCCAGAACUACAGAGAUGUGGCAGCUGCUGUCCUGUUGUGACCACAACCUGGCAAGUGAAGAUGCCUUCCUCCAUCUCCAUCAGGUCUCCUGAAUGCUCAGCAGCUGCUUUGUCAAGCUGUCCUUGCAGUAAGGAUGGGAGACAGUUUUCAGGUGGACAUUAGAGUUGGCCGUGCUGGCAAGCAGGAGGUGUGACUGGGGGAAGGACAGGCACUAUGGGCUGGUCUGCAUGCAUUGUGGCCUGCCUCCUGUGGGGGCAUAUUCCUGUCAUCCUUCCCGCUCCUCCUGCCUCUAUCUCUGAGCUCCUGUGUCUCCACAGGGAAACAGUGAUGGUGGCUAGCUGUUGGCCAACCUAGGCUUUACCUGAAAGCUGUACUAAAGGCCCUGCUGCUUUCUGAUGCAGCUGCUGCUUGCUGCAGACCCCUCCCCUGUGUUGGCCCAGAUGCUUCUGCAACUCCAUAACAAAACUCCUCUGGAGAGGGGCAAGCUCAGCACAUUUUUGUCUGCUACUGUGGGGCUGGAUUCCAGGCAGUGUUAGCUAAGGCUGUGCCAUGGCCAGACCUCCACCCUGGCAGCCACAGCUGUCAGCAGUGUUUGUGUCAAUCACAUCUGUGCUACCGUUGUCACUUACUCCAGAUCAGGGUCACAUAGGGCUUUUGCUAGCAUUUUCACACCUGUGUAUAUAAGCUGACUGUAAGAUUCACAGCCCAUGUUACAGCUUCAUUAGGCCAUAUCACUUUUAUUUUUACAGCAGGAUGAUUCACUGAUAGCUGUAAAGCCGGGUGGAGAUGAGGUACAGAUGGCUUUCACUGGGCUGGUUUUACAAGGUCAUUCACAGCCGGAUGAGAGUGCAGGCGAUGGCCAAAGUGGCAGUGCAUGGAGAUUCCACAGUGACAGACCCUCUAGGCAGGAACAUUUUAAUUCUCCUUGGAUUUUAAUUUCCUCUUUAGCACCUGUGUUCACUGCUGUGCUAGGGUCACUUUGUGGUCUGAGUGGGCUUGUGAGCUGGGUGCAUCUGCGGCGCAGCGUGUGGAAGGCAAGCUCUGCUCCCUUGUUUACUGGUGGAAAUUUGAGCUGGGCAGAUGGUGGCAUCUGAGCCACAGCUUCUUCAUUCUGUGCUAAUCGCUGUGAAUGUCACAACACAGCCAGGUUUGCUGCUGGGGGCAGAUUGGGUAGCAGUGGAAUCGUGUGGUACAUCUCAGCUGUGGGAUUCUCUUCCCUGGGGCUUGGAGCCCCUUUGGGAUGCAGCUCCCACUGGGAUGCAGGUCCCUGUCCUCAUUAGGAGUUCUCAGCUUGACUGUAUAAGUGCUAACAAGCGAUGCAGCCUAUGGGCACGGAAUGGACUUGGUUCCUUCCAUAUGGGUAGCAGCUCUCCUUGAGAAUGUGUAGCUCCCUUGGGAUCCUGCAUGGGAUAUUCCAUCUCCUACAUCCUCUGGCUGAGAUGCUGCUUACCUGUGUGCUGGAGACGAGCUGAUUCACAGGUUGAGAAGGUCUGGCAAGUGUAGGUCUGUCUGACCCAGCCUUGUGGUGAUGUGAGCUGCUGUGAAGGUACUACAGAGCAACCUCAGGGUCUCCAAGCUACACCUUAACUGCUGCAUCUGGGGCUUGUCUUUCAGGUGAGAAAGGAGUGUGUAUGUGUAUGGCAAGAAAAGGAAGAGUGUGAUGGUUGAUGCACUGCUUAUCCUUCUUUUUAUGUCUUUUUUUUAAAAACAUGCAUGUGAGAGCUAGAAGGUGGAAGAACCAGCCAGCCUGCUUGGAAUACAAAUUCCUAUCGCAGCUGUAUCCAGGGGCCCUCCAGGCAUGUAUUAAAGCAAUAACUGGCUAAUGGUUUGUUUUUUCUUUUCCCUUUUCCUCAGGCAAGAGGAUGUUGCAGGUAUGCUGCAAUAGUUCAUUCCAGGAAGAUUCAGGACACAUACAUCUGCAGCUCUGUGGUCUGCCAGUUUGCUCCUUGCAGGAGACUUUUCUAUAGGACUGCAGUGGGGAGAAAUUACUGCCAUUCUCUUCUGGAAACAGAGGUGUUGAUGUUAGAACAGCCCUGCAUUUGCUUCUUGCUGCCUUCUCAGUCCUGAGCUCUGUAGGAAGCCUCUAGCCUUCACUGAGCUUUUCUACAAGAGUGAGAAACAUGUUCCUUUUAAAAGCCAGGGCUGAGGUUCUCAACUAGUUGUGUAAUCUUGUGAGCUGAAGCUUUAAGUAGCAGGGAGAAAAAAUAAGCAGACGUUUUGGGGCUUGUGGCAGAAUCAGGAGGUUGAUGUUGGACACACAGAUCUAUAGGAGUGGGCUCCAGCUGCCAUGUGGGUCCCAGGCAUGCAGAGUCUAGUUGCAGACAGGGUGACUGUGCUGGGGCUGCUACCCCAUGGCCCUGGCUGGCAGUCAGGCACCCGUGUGUUUGCAGGAUACAAGCUUUCCUGCAGAUGGCUCUCUUUACAUUGUUCUUUGUAUCCUCUGGUUUCAUGUGAGAUGCUAGCGGUUCUUUGACUUGGUCUCAGGAGAGUCUCGGUGAGCUCAGUAAAUGGGAGAUGUGGUUUCCAUCCUGCAGGAAAAGCAGCUCACCCUGCUUUCCUCAUGUGGAAUUGGGCUGGGUGCUGUGUCCUGACAGGGCAACAAUGUCUUUCAUGCUGUUCUUUUGUUUCAGGCCAGCAAAGAUGCUGCUGUAGGUGACUGAUGCGCUUGUGCCUCAUGUGCUAUGGCUCUACAUGGCGUCUGCAGGACCAGACCAUGCUAAUCUGGGUCCCAAACAGCAGAAGAGCAUUGGGCUGGAGUCAGCCACCCUUCCAGCAGAAAGACCUCAGCCGUGCUGGGCCUGGCACCUUGCUCAGCAGCAAGCAAAACCCAUCUGGAAUUUAGAGAAGAGAUAUGUGAAUGCUUUCCAGGAUCGCAUUCUGCUGCCCUCAGGGAUCCCUCUGCAGCAAUCCUGCUUCUCAUGCUCGCCAUCACUAUGCCAUGCACAGCCCACUGAAGACAGCCUCCAAAGCCCUCCAGACACUGGCUCUGUCACGAGAAGGGCGAUGUCUUCCAUGCUGAUGGAGCCCUGCCUGCUGGCAGAGGAACGCUCUAAAACUGGAGUCAAAGGCUCUGCCUUCAGAUCAGGUCAGCAGGCUGCCAGCUCCUGUAGACCAGUGCUCAAUAACAACUCUUUCCUACGGCCAAGUGGUGCUAAAGUGCCUUUUCUGCAGUCACUGAAGAUGAAAAAGGUGGAAAACAUCCGGAGUUUUCCUGCUGCUUCAUGGUCCCACUCCGGGGACAAUAGACACAGCUUCCGCAGCAGCCUGAUCAAUGGAGCAGUGAUGAACAGCAACGUUGUGUCAGAGCAAAACACAAUCCCCUCCCUUAGCCCCCUGCCAAGCAGUGCAGUCCUCAGGAAGGACCAGUGCUCAUUGGAAGAUGCUAAGGGAAGACUCCACAGCUCAAAAGAGAAGGAACCAGAGAAGAGCCUCUUGAAGGCUGUGCAGUAUCUGUCUAGUCAGGCUGUCACAUGCAGAGGCUUUGGAUGCCAAGUUGAAAGUUCUGGCCUUAUGAAUGUGGGCAGCCAGUCCAACCAGAAUGGCAGGAGGAGGCAGCAUGUUGGAGUGCAGAGCACCCGGAAAGAAAGCAUUGCUCCCCUGAAGUUGGAGCUGGGGAGCCAUCGCCUUAACAGUAACUCGAGCCUUAUGGGCACCUGUGAGGCUGCUGCCUGCACUAAGCAAAUCAGUGUCCAUCCCUUGGCCUUGCAUGCUGAUGCUCCUGACUGCAGCACUGGCUGCCGUCCCAUGGGUGUGCUGAGCCCUCUGUGUGCUGGGGACCGCCUGGCAGGAACAGAACCUCUGUACUUUGCUGCCAUCUCUGAAGUGGCAGCACAGGUGUCCACCAUCCAACUGGAAAAAGAGGAGGAACAGGGCCAGGCUGUGGUCCCAGGAAAGCUGAAUGCUACUGCUGAGAAGUCACUGCUGGAGCCAAGCCAUCCCCAGGAUGAAGCAGAGGAAGAACUUCCUGAUGGACUGGAUGAGAGCUGCAGUCAAGAGGAGUAUGAGGACAGUGACUCGGAUACUUCCUCUGAUGCCGAUGUGUCAUCCAGUGACUCCGUGACUCCUGUAUCCAGGAAUUGCAUCGAGUGCCUGGCCCAGCCUGCUGAGGCUCAAGACAAAGUGCUCAAACCAGCUCUUGUCUGCAGUUUAUUCCCUAAUGUGCCUCCAACUAUCUACUUCAGUACUCGGGAUGAGACAGUGGAAAAGCUGCCUUGGGAGCAGAGGAAGCUGCUGCGAUGGAAAAUAUGCAGAGUCACGCCUAACAUAGUGAAGCAAACCAUUGGCAGGUCCCACUUCAGAGUUAGCAAAAAAAGCAAUGACUGGUUGGGUUGCUGGGGCCACCACAUGAAAUCCCCAGGCUUCAAAGCCAUCAGGGAGCACCAAAAGCUAAACCAUUUCCCUGGUUCAUUUCAAAUUGGAAGGAAGGACCGUCUGUGGCGCAACCUGUUGAAGAUGCAGGCUCGCUGUGGGAAAAAGGAGUUUAAUUUCUUCCCUCAAUCCUUCAUCCUGCCCCAGGACAUCAAAUUACUCAGGAAAGCAUGGGAGGAAGGAGCUAGCCGACAGAAAUGGAUUGUGAAACCACCAGCAUCAGCAAGAGGCAUUGGUAUCCAGGUCAUCCACAAAUGGAGCCAGCUCCCCAAAAGGAGACCACUGCUAGUACAGAGAUAUCUGCACAAACCCUACCUCAUUGGCGGGAAGAAGUUUGACCUGAGGAUCUAUGUUUACGUCACUUGCUAUGAUCCCCUCAGGGUCUACCUGUUCAAGGAUGGAUUGGUUCGCUUUGCCAGCUGCAAGUACUCCUCCUCAAUGGAGAGCCUCAGCAACAAGUUCAUGCACUUGACCAACUACAGCGUGAACAAGAAGAACACGGAGUACAAACCCAACUCGGAUGAGACUGCUUGUCAGGGACACAAAUGGGCACUCAAAGCUCUCUGGAGUUACCUGACCCAGAAGGGAGUUAAUAGUGAGGCCAUCUGGGAGAAGAUUAAGGACAUCGUUAUCAAAACCAUCAUUGCUUCUGAGCCCUACGUGAACAGCCUGGUGAAGAUGUACGUGCGCCGGCCGUAUUGUUGCCAUGAGCUGUUUGGGUUUGAUAUCAUGCUGGAUGAGAACCUGAAGCCCUGGAUCUUAGAAGUCAACAUUUCCCCAAGCCUCCACUCCAACUCCCCAUUGGAUGUGAGCAUCAAGGGCCAGAUGAUUCGGGACCUCCUCAACCUCGCUGGUUUUGUUCUGCCAAGCAGUGUGGCUUCGAGGACACAGACAGCAAGUGGCUCUACCUUCAGUCUGGGCAGUGCUUUAAAGGAGAAGCCCAAGCCAGCAGCUGAGCAUUUGAAGGCAGAGAAGAUGAAGAAGGCCUAUUACUUGAUGCAGAAGAUACCUGACCAGGAUUUUUAUUCUUCUGUCUUGGACGUCCUGACUCCCGAUGAUGUUCGCAUCCUGGUGGAGACAGAGGAUGAGUAUUCCCGGCGCGGGCAGUUCGAGCGGGUGUUCCCCAGCCACAUCUCCAUGCGGUACCUGCGUUUCUUCGAGCAGCCUCGUUACUUUAACAUCCUGGUGACCCAGUGGGAGCUCAAAUACUACUUGAAUAGACACAAAGGUCUGGAGCUACUGAAGAACUGGUGUGUCAAAGGGUACCACACUGGGGCAGGGACGGAUUUGGCCCAGAUGUGGUCAUUGCCAAAGUCGUUCUUCCUCCAGAAGAGUAGCAUUCAAUCAAACAGCUUCAGCAAACUGGAACUGGGCAGUCUGGGCACGUGCUUCCCUUCAGCUGGUGAAAAUCUCACAAGUUGCCUAGAGCCCAGCCCUACUCAGAGCUUACCUCUCAGCAAGUGCACUGGUGGAGCCAACCAGAGACCUCCUGGCUGCCUCUCUGACACUGCCCUGGCGAUGUGACCAAGCAGCCACCAUCCCUCCCUGGGGACACAUCAACCUACCUCAAAGGAAGAGACAGAAGCUGGCUCUGUAGAGCAAGAACUGUGGGAGCCCCUAGCACUGUACACUUGUUCUGGGCCUGGUUGUAGAGAGGGAUGUUUUCCUGGGCAAAGAGGAGACCCGUGUGACUUCAGUUUCUAAAACAAGUGGCAAAGCCUGAGGAAGUGGGAGUUAUCUGGCCUUUCUCCUAAACUGUUCUUAAAGCCUGACAUGGUGGUUUCUUGCUGCAUGGGAGCAUGGCUGAGCCUGCCCUUCUUGUCCCCAGUCAGCACAGGCUAAGCCCUUGCUCACCUGUGUCUGUCUUGAGUUGCUGGCAGCCGAGUCUGCUCUUGCCCUGCUGCAGCCUGGUCCCUGGAGAUAAGUCCCCAGUCCUCAUGCCUGGGAGGAAGUAAAACUGUCCAGUUUUAUCCUUUCUGAAUGUCUGUGUCAACAUCCUGCCCUCCCCAACAGGCAACAGGCCCUGCAGGAGACCUCAGGCUUGCACAUUGCAGCUCAAGAGAGACCACGGGUACCAGCAUGGCUCCAGUUUGUUGUGGGGCUGUAGGGCUGCUGGGGAGGGAGCAUCCUUCUCAAGGCCAUUGGCUCUCUGGUGUACCCUGCAGCAUGUGUGCACAGACUGCAGGCUAGUGCUCUUCUCCUGGGUGAGCUCUCUGUUUUCCCUUUGUUUCUCAAGGAUUUCUAUUAAAUUUUAACACUCAGCUA
Molecule: messenger RNA, 10655 nt
Organism: Parus major (Great Tit)
Lineage: Eukaryota; Metazoa; Chordata; Aves; Passeriformes; Paridae
Gene: TTLL4
Product: tubulin tyrosine ligase like 4
Exons: 18
Coding region: 6714-9914 (1066 amino acids)
Biological process (GO): protein polyglutamylation; microtubule cytoskeleton organization
Cellular component (GO): cilium
Molecular function (GO): tubulin binding; tubulin-glutamic acid ligase activity
Source: RefSeq, a predicted model, not a curated record